CUAUAAUCUGAAUUCUCUCAUAGUCAAUGUCUUCCCACACUCUCCCUCUUUCCUCUAAAUGCCUCCUUUUUCAUGCAACACUUAUCAUUUCCGCGUUAACUGGUUGUAUCAGUGCAUCCACAGAUAAAAAGGUACAUAUUGUAUACAUGGGCGAUAGGCCAAAAGAUGUUUUGUUGGGAGAACCACAACACAGGAGCAUGUUAGAGCAAGUUAUUGGCAGUCGAGUGUCAGAAUCAUUGGUUCACAGUUAUCAAAGGAGCUUUAACGGCUUUGCAGCUAACCUGUCCGAUGAAGAAGCAAUGGAGAUAUCUAGAAUGAGUCAAGUGGUGUCAGUCUUUCCAAGCAAGGUAAGGCAGCUUCACACGACAAGAUCAUGGAACUUUGUAGGCUUCCCUGUAAACGCAAGACGAGCAUCAUAUGAGAGUGAUGUCAUCAUCGGCAUGCUAGACACUGGAAUCUGGCCAGAGUCUGAUAGCUUCAGCGACGAAGGGUUUGGUCCUCCACCAACCAAGUGGAAAGGAACAUGCCAGUCGUCAUCCAAUUUCACCUGCAACAAUAAGAUCAUAGGCGCAAAAUACUACAAUUCUGAUGGAGAGCUAAGCUCAAGAGACAUAGAUUCGCCUCGUGACUCAGAAGGUCAUGGGUCCCACACCUCAUCGACGGCUGCAGGCCAUCAAAUUGCAGACAUGAACCUCUAUAGUUUUGCUGAGGGUACAGGCCGUGGAGGUGUUCCCUCAGCUAGGAUAGCGGUGUACAAAAUAUGCUGGUCAUUUGGGUGCGCUGAUGCCGAUAUUCUUGCUGCCUUUGAUGAUGCAAUUGCAGAUGGGGUUGAUAUCAUCUCUCUUUCGGUAGGAGGAUCCUUUCCAUUGGAUUACUUUGAGGACUCGAUUGCUAUAGGAGCUUUCCAUGCUAUGAAGAAUGGGAUACUAACUUCAAGUUCUGCGGGGAACAGUGGUCCUAGUUCAUAUUCAGUGGAAAAUUACUCCCCAUGGUCACUUACAGUAGCUGCAAAUACCAUCGAUAGGCGUUUCGUUGCAGAAAUGAAACUAGGGAAUGGCAAGGCUUACAAGGGAGCUGCAAUCAGCCCGUUUGACCUGAAAGAUAAAAUGUACCCUUUGGUGUAUGGAGGCAACGCACCAAAUACAUCUGCAGGGUAUGAUGGGUCAACCUCCAGAUACUGCUACCAGGGUUCUUUAAACAUAACCACAGUGAAGGGAACGAUUGUUCUUUGUGAUACAUCAUCUGAUGAUUCUGGGCCCUUGCUUGCUGGCGCUACUGGUGCAGUGAUGCAGGGAACAUACACAGACUACGCAUUCUCAUAUCCAUUGCUGACUACAGUUUUGGGCAAACUUGACCAUGGAAAUGUUUCCCUUUACCUGAACACAACAAGCCAUCCAACGGCAAACAUACAAAAGGGCCAACAGGUUGAUGAUCCUGCAGCUCCCUAUGUCGUUUCUUUCUCUUCCCGAGGGCCAAACCCCAUCACCAGAGACGUUCUCAAGCCUGACUUGGCUGCCCCGGGUGUUGACAUACUGGCAGCGUGGUCGCCUAUAGCACCCAUGUCAGAAUACAGUGAAGAUAAGCGAUCAGUAGCUUACAACAUAAUCUCAGGCACUUCCAUGGCUUGCCCUCACGCAAGCGGCUCUGCUGCCUAUGUCAAGUCCUUCCAUCCAAAUUGGUCUCCUGCUGCUAUCAAGUCUGCUCUGAUGACUACAGCUCAUCGGAUGAAUGCAACUUCGAACGAGGAAAUGGAGUUUGCGUACGGUGCAGGACAAGUAAACCCUGUGGCAGCAGCGAACCCGGGCUUAGUUUACGAUGCAGACGAAGCAGAUUAUGUGAGAAUGCUAUGCGGGCAGGGAUACAGUACUAAAAAUCUACAGCUUGUUACCGGCGACAACAGCAGCUGCACUAGUACUAACAACGGAACUGUAUGGGAUCUCAACUAUCCCUCAUUCGCUCUAUCCGUCAAAACUGGAAUAGAUUUCUCCGCUACAUUCAAUAGAACUCUUACUAAUGUUGGAUCAGCGAGUUCUUCUUACAGAGCAACUAUCACGAGUCCAUCGGAUCUCAAGGUUAGCAUUGAACCAACCACAUUUUCAUUCAAAUCGCUUAUGGAGAAGAAAUCAUUUUCUCUGAAGGUUGAAGGGCUAACUAGAGAAUCUGUGCUCUCUGCUUCAUUGUUGCUGUCUGACGGUGCAUAUUAUGUGCGCAGUCCCAUUGUUGUGUAUACUUCUUAAAUCAUGUGUAUAUCCUAGAAGAUAAAGAACCAGAGAUGUGAAAUAAUUUAAUACUACAGGCCCCAUUUGCAAUGUCAAGAUACUACAAGGGUUUUCUUGCA
This is a messenger RNA of Asparagus officinalis (garden asparagus), 2338 nucleotides long. Its product is annotated as cucumisin-like. Gene Ontology annotation, biological process: proteolysis. Gene Ontology annotation, molecular function: serine-type endopeptidase activity. The transcript has 10 exons. The coding region runs from base 27 to 2237 and encodes 736 amino acids. NCBI's taxonomy places the organism in Eukaryota, Viridiplantae, Streptophyta, Magnoliopsida, Asparagales, Asparagaceae. The record is from RefSeq and is a predicted model, not a curated record.